Molecule: messenger RNA, 1707 nt
Organism: Juglans microcarpa x Juglans regia
Lineage: Eukaryota; Viridiplantae; Streptophyta; Magnoliopsida; Fagales; Juglandaceae
Product: polyadenylate-binding protein RBP45C-like
Exons: 7
Coding region: 162-1379 (405 amino acids)
Cellular component (GO): cytosol
Molecular function (GO): mRNA binding
Source: RefSeq, a predicted model, not a curated record
UCCCGUCGCUGGUGCCCUGACUAGGGUUUAGAAUCGAUCUCUCGUCUCCCCCCCUCCCCCUUCUUCCUUGUUCUGAUUGAUCUCUCCCUUGGUCCAGUUUCCUUAUUUUGGUUCGUUUGUUUUUUUGUUUUCUCUGUUUGUUUUGCGUGUGGAUCUUAGCCAUGAUGCAACAGCCACCACCGAUGUCAUCGGAUCAGCAGAGCCAGCAGUACCAGCAGCAGCAGCAGCAGCAGCAACAGUGGAUGAUGAUGCAGCAGUCUCAGCAGCAGCCGGUCCCUCCGGCAGGUUGGGCCCCCCAGGCCGUGCCGCCGCAGCUGGCGCAGGCUCAGGCCCAACAGUAUCCGGCCGCGCAGAACUCCGGUUCCGAAGAGAUCCGGUCUCUAUGGAUCGGGGACUUGCUGCCCUGGAUGGAGGAAAAUUAUCUCCUCACGUGUUUUACUCACACCGGAGAGGUUGUAUCAGCCAAGGUUAUUCGCAAUAAGCAAACGGGAGUAUCUGACGGUUACGGUUUCAUUGAAUUUGUUAGCCAUGCUGCGGCAGACAGGGUUUUGCAAACAUACAAUGGCACAUUAAUGCCGAGUACCGAGCAGAAUUUCCGGCUGAACUGGGCCACUCUUGGCGCUGGUGAGAGGCGACAAGAAGAUGGUCCUGACCAUACAGUUUUUGUGGGUGAUUUGGCGGCUGAUGUUACUGAUUACUUGCUUCAAGAGACCUUCAAAGCUGUAUACAAAUCAGUGAAAGGUGCAAAAGUGGUCACUGAUAGGACCACUGGACGUUCAAAGGGUUAUGGGUUUGUCAGGUUUGGUGAUGAGAGUGAGCAGUUGCGAUCAAUGACUGAAAUGAAUGGCCAGUAUUGUUCUACAAGGCCCAUGCGCAUUGGUCCAGCCUCUACAAAAAAACCUGUUGGUGGACAGCAAUAUCAGAAACCUACUUACCAGAAUACUCAAGGAAACCAGGGGGAGAAUGAUCGAAAUAAUACAACUAUAUUUGUCGGGGGUUUGGAUUCAAGUGUCACAGAUGACUUGUUGAGGCAAGUGUUUGGCCAGUUUGGGGAGUUAGUUCAUGUCAAAAUACCAAUGGGCAAGCGUUGUGGAUUUGUUCAAUUUGCGAGCAGAGCUAGUGCAGAGCAGGCACUAUCACUAAUGAAUGGGACUCAGUUAGGAGGACAAAGUAUUAGACUGUCAUGGGGGCGUAGUCCGUCAAACAAGCAGACACAGCCAGAUCAGACACAGUGGAAUGGUGCAUAUUAUGGGUACCCACAAGGAUACGAUGCAUAUACAUACGCACCCCCUGCCCAGGACCCUAACAUGUAUUAUGGAGGCUAUCCUGGAUAUGGAAAUUACCAGCAGCCUGGUGCUUACCAACAGCCACAGCAGUGAUCUUUACCCACUUCAAGUCUGAAGGCCGGCCUCACUGUGUUCCCAGUGCAAUUUAGGUUGGAUUUUUGGUCAUUGGCUGUAAGAAGGAUGGUGUGAUAUCAAUUUGUUUUAGUUUUAACUUUUCUUUUUUCUUUUUAUUAUUAUUAUAUUUUUUUUCCCGUUGUGACGAAGAGUAAUAUGAAGGCACUAGUAUGGUGAUGCUGGUGUAACUUUUGUGAUAGUGUUGGACAAUAUGGAUUUGCCAAUAUUUGGUAAUGGUGUUGUUGUAUGGAAGGUACUAUAUGUCUACAUAUUGAUGUUGCGUGACGUUGAUGCUUUUUAAUACCCC